UCUAUUCUUUUAGGAUUUUUUUUUCUGUCAUCAAUAGAGCCAGGACAUCUUAAAAUAAGUCGCCAUUUCCGUGCCUGCGUAGCAAAGCACACACUUAUGAUGGAAAAAUAUGCUAUACCUUUGUCUUAUACAUUGUUCAGCCUAUAUAAUUCUUUAUUAAUUUUGCGUAGUGAAAAAAGUAUUUAAAAGUGAUUCAUGCGGCUGCGGAAAUGCCAUUUAUUUAUGUUGGCCUUAGUUGUCUCCAACUUAUUUCUACUUUGGUAUAUGACACAUGUUGAAGAACAAAAGGUUGAAAUACCUGAUCGUGGACAGGCUGACGUAACAAUAAUUAUUCCAGAAUUUGAGCAUUUUGAUAAUGAUAUUGAAGAAACGGUACGCAGCGCUGCUUCUCUGUAUUCUCGUGCAACAAUUCUUGUGUUGUCAGAGACUGUGCCAUAUCCAUUCUUACAUCUGCCUGCAAAAUUAGCAAAGUUUGUCAUACCUGCAAGUAACCCUACUAUGCCAAGUUACCAAUCUAAUCCAUUCUAUUUUAUAAAAACAGAUUACAUUUUGGUUUUACCAGAUGGUGUGCGAUUAAAAGAUGAAGGAGUGCUGGAAGAUCUUGUCUGGAAGUUAAAGGAAACUGCUAAUCAAAAUGUUCUUGUGGUACCCAUAACAUCACAACUUUGUACCAGUAUUAAAGUUAACUUAAAACUUUGGUCAUUAAGAUAUGCUUAUGUAGGGGCAGAUAAAAACUUGUGUGAGGCAUUAACUGGUGAUGUAUUAAUAUUAUUUCAUAAGAAUAUAGUGCAAAACUUCACUGAAAUAUUUAGGCCUCCUUUUUAUGAAUCGUUUUAUAUUCAGGCAAAACUGAGAGAUAUUAAAAUCAAUGUUGUGAGUAAUGAGUAUGUGUAUCCUGGUAAAAUACUAUUCGCGAAUAAGCAUUACAAGUGGAAACAUGAUAGAAAUAUUGAGAGUAAGAAGAUUGGACUUUACAAAAGAUUUGGGAUAAAACGAGUUGUGAAUCAAGAGGGUGUAGAGAAAUAUUAUGGCUGUACAAAAUCAACACAAAGAUGUUUUCCCACAGUACUCAAUGUGCCAUAUUAUUUAUAUGAGGGUAGAUGGACACCUCCCUGUUGCUUAAAUGCUUUACGGGAGACAGCUAGACAUGUAUUUUCCAUGCUUGAAGGAUAUGGGUUAAACUAUUGGUUAGAAGGAGGUAGUCUUUUGGGAGCAGCACGCUCUGGAGACAUAAUACCCUGGGAUUAUGAUGUUGAUAUUGGCAUUUUUUUGAAUGAAGUUACAAAUAAGUCUCGUUUUCUAGCAAACAUAUGGAAUAGUCAGAAAUUGUUUGAUGGAAAAGGCUUUGUUUGGGAGCGGGCAAGAGAAGGUGAUUUUAUUCGAGUUCAAUAUAGUGAAACAAACCAUUUGCAUGUGGAUAUAUUUCCUUUCUAUGAAAAGAACGGUGUUAUGACAAAAGAUACAUGGUUUAAAUCACAUCGGCAAGACAUGGAGUUUCCAGCUCAUUUUUUGAAGCCUUUGAAAAGAAUGCCUUUUAUUGGUAUCAUGGCUCUUGUACCGAAUAAUUAUGAAAAGUUUUUGGAGUUAAAAUUUGGAAAAGGAGUUAUAGAUAAUCCUCAAUAUCCUUUUCCAGAAAAAUUGUUGGGUUUAUCUGUUUAGUUGUUCUUUAUUAACUCUUUCAUAUUUAUAUUUUUUAAAUUUUCUUUAAUCAAAUUACUAAAGCCUAUAACAUGAUAGUUGCAGCUUUAAUGCUCCUUGCAAGAUUAAAUAAUUGGCUUUCUAUUAUAGCUUUAAUUUUCUGUUAAACUUGCUAAUCUUAUUAGUAGAUUUUUUAUUUUUGUAUUUCACCACUUGUUUUCUUACAUCAAUCCAUGUGUUAUUGUAAAUAAAGAUGUUAUUUCUGUUCAGUUGUGUUUUAUUUUCCACAUGAGAUAACUGAUUUACUUUUGUCAUUUUAUUAUUCCCUUGUUUGAUUGUGUUUGCUUGGUUUUUUGUACAGCCCAGGGUGUUCCUAUCAAUUUUCAGAAAACGUCUCUUGAAACCACAAUAUUUGAAUGUUUUUUAUAGUUGGACCUUACAUGCGUAAAAUGUAUUGUAUUUCCAACAAGGUUGUUUGUUCACUCUUUAAUUUGAGACAUGAUUAUGACUUAAGGCCUAUUGGGGUAAACAUUAAGAUAAAAAUAGUCCUUUGUCAUGUGUACCAAGCAGACAGGAUUUUUGAUUUUAAAAAUUAGUUCAUUACAGACAGAUUAAGUGGUAUAAUUAUUAAUUUUGAUUGAUGAAAAGUGAUUAGGAUAUGCACUUUGUUUCUAAUUUUUGAUUUAUAAACAUCCAGCACAUGAUAUUACAGAAAAUAUAAUGGGCAUAAAGUAGAACAAUUUCCUUAUAUUAUAAGACAUCAGUAUACAUGAAGUAAACUUCAGGUAUUUAUUUUUAUUUGCAGUAAAAUUCAUUACCAUGAAUUCAAUGAAUUCAUUACCAUCCUCUGAAAAAGUUACAAGAUACAAAUUUGAGAGACAUCUGAGUAGGUAUAUUAGUUUUAAAUUUAUCAAAUAUAUAAUAUCAAUAUAUUUAUAAAUCCCUUGAUGCAAAUUGCGGCUUAAGUAUACUAAAUUUAGUAUGGCCAGCUUUAGGCAAAGGACAUAUCUUCAGGCUUUGUUUUUGUAUUCACAUUUUGUAUUUAAGGGGUUCUAAUUAGAACACAAAAAAUGAGUGCUAAGAAAGUGGCAGCAUGUGCUAGAAUCAAAAUAUAGGUAAUUGUAACCUCAGUUACAGGAUAGAUGGUUUCUAUUUCAAAAAGAGAAAAUAUUUAUGGAGCAUCAAAGAUCAAACCAUGGUCACUCAACCUUUUUUUGUAUCUAUAUUUAUAUCUGGUUUGUUUUCCCCAUGUAACCAUUAGAAACAUACAGUUUUAAAAGUAUUUUAUUUGUUUGUAUAAUAUUGUUUGUGCAUUUAAAUGAAAAAUUACUUUAAAUAUUUGUUUGUUUGUAUUUACAUAAAUUUGUAAUUGGAAACUAAUCCUAACAAGUUGACUUUAUGUAAAGAGGGUAUUAACAUGGUAAAACUAAUGUUUAAAGUGUUGGAAAGUUGAAAUUGCACUAAACAACUAGGAUUGUCUCAGAUUUUAUAAAAAUUGUUUCAGUGGCAUUAUCGAACUUUGUUUUUAUUGCAUAGUUUGUUCUGUAUUUUUUUAUGAGAUACGUAGUUUUUUCAAUAUGUCUAAAAAAUAUUUCUGUAUCUUUCUUUUGUUUAUCUGUUUUAUGUGCUCUCCUCAGUUGUUAUUGCUGCUAUGCAUGUCCUUUAAACCAAUAGGUUGUACUUUCUCAACAAUAUUGCCCUGUGAGUUCAAAACUAAUGAAAGAAUAUAUAUUUAUUUAUUUUUUUUGUAUUUGUAAACAACUGUAUUUUCAAAAACUUGUGUUUGUGUUGCUUUCUUUAACUUAUGUGUUAACAAGGAAGUCUUUAAUUAGUACAUAGGUUACAGUACGAUUUAUGCAAGUACAAAAAAAGAGUUCUGCAGAUGUGGUUUCGUUUAGAUAUUAAUGUUUUAUGUAUGGAGUAUGGAGUGUGUGUUAUAGUUUUGUUAUUUAGUUUUUAAUAUUUAUAUAUAUAUAGUUCUUUAUGCUCAUUGUUUGUGGCCAGUUGUUUUUUUUUGUAUACUUUUUUUUGUUUGCAUACGUUUCGUUUAUAUCUCAUACAUAGAUGUAAACAUAAGUUUGUAUCAACCUUAGUUGGGCUAGGUUCAAAAAGGUUAAUAAAAUUCUUUUUUCAUACUUUUGCAUUUAUUUAUUUUUUUGUUAUUGUAUUUUUUACUUGUGAAUGUCUAAAAUACAACAUGUUAGUUUUUCUCUAAACAUAUAAAACUGUGUUCGAUGUUGAUUGACAAGUACAUGUAGUGUGCAGAUCCACAUUCAGGUAAAAUGUGAUAUUUAUUAUGUUAGCUACUGUUGUUAUCAUAUUUUUUAUAAAAUAGACUGUUAAAGAUAACUUCUGAGUUUUAUAAAUGUUUACAUAAUUUCAGGUGGAAAAACACUCAUUAUAACACUGAUUAUAUUUUGAUCGUUUUUAUAAAAACAGAAUUUUAAUUCUCCCUGACAUUAUUGUAAAAGAAUUUACCCAAAAAGAAACUAGCACAAAGGUAUUGCACAUGGGUAUAAAUUUAUUGCAUGUGCAAUUUUCACAGGCCUUAUUUAAAUUAACUGCGUACAAACUUAAAAUUUUAUUCACUUAAAUUUUGUUGACUCAAAUACUAUAUUUAUAUUUUUUUGAAUGUUGUUUUUAUAUUUGUCCUUUUUUCUUGUAUUAGUUUUCUGGAGCAAUUAUUUCAACCAUCUUGCUAGUUCAAACACAUUAACUCAAAUGUUUGGGUAUUGCAUAAUCACAAAAUUUGUUAGUUUCCAUGAGCUUUUUUAAUUUAUUGUUUGCAAAAUCUGAAAAACAAACAUUAGGAAAAUAUAGUUCUGAGACAGUCAACUGUUGGCUUUAAAAAGGUGCAGAAUCAGUUUCUAGGCCUAGAACUCAAGUUAACACUAGCUUUAUGUAAAUUAUAUACUACAAUUUUUUUUUUAAUUCCAAGAUUUUGAGUUCUGUAAUUAUUUUUUCACUUAGGUAUACAAUGUUGUCAUGAAAGUUCCAAGAAUUUAAUUUUUUAUUGUGUUAUGUUUAUUGUAUAUAAUGUUUUUACUUUCAGGUGCAUUUGUAGUUUAAGAGGCUACUUUUUUUAAUUUCCAAUCC
Messenger RNA from Hydractinia symbiolongicarpus, 4734 nucleotides. RefSeq names its product ribitol 5-phosphate transferase FKRP-like. Gene Ontology annotation, cellular component: Golgi apparatus. Bases 196 to 1659 code for a protein of 487 amino acids. NCBI's taxonomy places the organism in Eukaryota, Metazoa, Cnidaria, Hydrozoa, Anthoathecata, Hydractiniidae. The transcript has a single exon. Gene Ontology annotation, biological process: protein O-linked glycosylation via mannose. The record is from RefSeq and is a predicted model, not a curated record.